Molecule: messenger RNA, 291 nt
Organism: Kickxella alabastrina
Lineage: Eukaryota; Fungi; Kickxellomycota; Kickxellomycetes; Kickxellales; Kickxellaceae
Product: histone-like transcription factor family (CBF/NF-Y)
Exons: 1
Cellular component (GO): CHRAC; nucleus
Molecular function (GO): protein heterodimerization activity
Source: RefSeq, a predicted model, not a curated record
AUGGUCAGCAUCGAAUCAACAGCCACCCCGGGCACAUCGAGUCUGCCAGCCGCGCGCGUCAGGCGGAUCAUCAAAGAGGACAAGGAUAUUUUUGCCUGCGGAUCAGACAGCCUGUUCCUCAUAUCGCGUGCCACUGAGUAUUUCAUCGAUAGUUUGGUACGCGAAAGCUACGAGUUCUCUCGCCUCGACAAGCGCAAGACUGUGCAAUACAAGGACAUGGCCAAGGCCGUCCAGAGCAUUGAGCAAUAUGAUUUUCUGACGGAUAUAAUCCCGCCAACAGUCAGCUUGAAG